Messenger RNA from Manihot esculenta (cassava), 2033 nucleotides. RefSeq names its product NF-kappa-B-activating protein. Gene Ontology annotation, cellular component: nucleus. Gene Ontology annotation, molecular function: chromatin binding. Bases 222 to 1766 code for a protein of 514 amino acids. The transcript has a single exon. Gene Ontology annotation, biological process: regulation of gene expression. NCBI's taxonomy places the organism in Eukaryota, Viridiplantae, Streptophyta, Magnoliopsida, Malpighiales, Euphorbiaceae. The record is from RefSeq and is a predicted model, not a curated record.
AGUAACUGUUUUAUCCAAUGGUCGCUCAUUGAUACGCGUAGGAUUCCUAUUCCUGAUAUAAUUCCAAAUCAUCUCGUUUGCCAUUCAAAUUCCGGUAACUGUCUUUUCCGUAAUGGUCGAUUUAUUGAUCCAUGUAGAAUUUCGGUUCCUAUUGUAAUUCCACGUGAGUUGAUUCCAAGUUGAGUUGAGAGACGCUGCUUUCCCUAAUCGGCUAUUCUCCGAUGACGGGCAGGCCAGCAUUCACGAUAGAAAUUCUCGAUAGGCGGUAUCGUCCCGAACGACAAACAGAUCGUUUUACGCCUGAAUACGACACAUUCUCCGACUAUCAACGCCACCGGGACCGACAAAAUCCAUCCUACCGCAGAUACUAUGAGCUUCACCAAGGAAUCGAUCGUGGACACUACCGUUCAAGCUCGCGUGGGUAUUCAAGUCAUGGAAGAAGUACAAGCCCUAAACCCAGGAAAAACCGAGAUUCUUUGCCAAAAAGGUUCGGCAGGGGGGUUGCCUACAUCGAUCGUGGCGGCUUUCAUAAUGGAAGCAAUUCGGAAUUGGAAUCUGAUGAGGAUUUGAAGGGAUUGAAAAUUGAAGAGCAGAGGAGAUUGAAGAGGCAGAACAUGAGGAAGAGCAUCCCGCAAUAUUGUAUUUGGGAUCAUACACCUAGUCCUCCCAGGGAUGAGUAUAAAGAAAAAGAUUUGGAAGACAAAGCGGAUGAGAUUUCAGAGAAGCAUGGAGAAGUCGAACAGAAGAGUGAUUUCAGGGAGAAAGAGAAAAGAAAAGAGCGCAACGAAAAGAGUGCGUCGGAGCCUGAGAAAUCUGGGAGCAGUGAUUCAGAGAGCGAGUCUAAAUCUGAAUUGGAUGAUUCACGGUCAAGGAAGAGGAGGAGUUCCAGUUCCAAGUGUAGAAAUAAAAAAUCAGAUGGUACCGGGGCUGAGAAGAAGAGUUUGAGUUAUAAGCGUAGGGGCAGGAAAUCAUCUGUAAAUGUAGAUAGCGAAUCAGGCGAGGAUGUGUGGGAAAAAAAGAAUGAAACUGAAUCGCAUUGUGGAGAGGAUCGAAGACGCAGAAAGAAGUCAGGGAAAAGUAGCAGCAGUAGGCGAAGGAAGUGCAGCAAAAUAAGUCGCAGGAGAAGUCGGAAGAGGAAGAGUAGGUACAGUGAUUCAGACGCUGGUGAGAGUGAAGGAUCUGAAUGCGAAUCUAAGAAGCCGAGACGUAGUUCAGGGGCUAAACGCAGAAAUAAAAAGAGGUCUAAAUCGGAGAGUGCCAGUCCAUACUCGGACAAAAGUUUAGGUUCUGAAAACAGUGCUGAGGCACUCAAACGUAAAGAAAGCAGUGAAGCGCUGAAGAAACCUGCUUUGGAUGACGAACCCACGGUUGGGCCAAUACCCCUGCCUAGAGCCCAGGGGCAUAUUAGUUAUGGCGGUGCAUUAAGGCCAGGUGAAGGUGAUGCCAUUGCACAGUAUGUGCAGCAAGGAAAGCGUAUUCCACGUAGAGGUGAAGUGGGUAUUUCUGCUGAAGAAAUUCAAAAUUUUGAGGCUCUUGGGUAUGUGAUGAGUGGCUGUAGGCACCAGAGGAUGAAUGCCAUUCGGAUUAGGAAAGAAAACCAAGUUUAUAGCGCUGAGGACAAGCGAGCUUUGGCCAUGUUCAACUAUGAAGAGAAGGCAAAACGGGACCACAAGGUUAUGGCUGAUUUGCUGAGGUAUGUGCAGCGCCAUAUUGGGCAGGAUUUUGACACUCCUCAUGAUCCCUUUGCAGCAAAAGCAGAUGCUUAAUAGUGAGGUGCGCUCGUCCAUAAUUGUUCUAGGAUUUGUUUUGGGCAUAGGUAGGGCAAGUGAUAAGUGUGAAAUCUUCGCUUAAUCAGCCCAUAACAAAGGGCUCUGACUUCUCAAUUCGCACAUUAUAUGAGAGGAUCUUCAUCCUGUGUUUUCCUUAUAUCUUGAUGUUUUUCAUAGGGUAUUGAACUCUUUUUUUUGUUACUCAUUUUAAUCUUUCUUGUUGCUCAUUUUAAUCCUUUUUGUUGGUUUCAUCAGUUUAUUUAC